AUGGUUGGGCUGUAUCCGUCUUUCUUGGUCAUUGCCUUGGGGGUUUGGGGUUCGACAGCCGAUUCCUCCUUAUUCGAUAUCAACACCGACAUUGCCCUGCCCGAGCGAGCAUGUGGAACUGAUAAUACUGCUGUCCGGAAGGAAUGGUUUGGGGAGUUGAAGAAAGCUGAGCGGAUCGACUAUAUUGAUUCGGUACUGUGUAUGCAGGGGAAGCCUCAGCAACUUCCAAGAAAAGAGUACCCGGGAGUGCAGAACCGGCUCGACGAUUUUGUGGCAACCCAUAUCAACUAUACACUCAAUGUCCACCUUAGUGGUCUGUUCCUCCCAUGGCACCGUCACUUCCUCUGGCUCUGGGAGACAGCCCUGCGAGACGAGUGUGGUUACUCCGGCCAUCUCCCGUACUGGAAUUGGCCAUUGUGGUCAGAGAACCUGAAAGUUAGUCCUCUCUUCGACUGCAGCGACAGCUCCCUCUCCGGCGAUGGAAAUUAUAACCCAGACGAGCAAAGCCUCUCCGGCGGCGCCGUAACCAUACCACGAGGAUCGGGCGGCGGCUGUGUGCGCUGCGGACCCUUCAAAGACAUGAAAAUCCACAUGGGACCGUUCGACCGCAACAUUGUCUCAUUCGACAAACUCCCCGCCCCAGGCUUCGACUACAACCCGCGCUGUUUCAACCGAAGUCUGAAUAACUUCGUCAGCAGCAACUACGAUAACCAGACCAUCGUCGACCGACUCCUAUCCGCGGCUAAUAUCUCCGAUUUCCAGACCGUCAUGGACUAUUGGCCCGCACGGCCCGGCGGAGUGCUGGGCGUGCAUGGCGGCGGACAUUUCAGCCUCGGAGCUACCCUCCAAGACUUGUUCACGUCGCCGCAAGACCCGGCUUUCUUCCUGCACCAUGGUAUGAUCGAUCGGUUAUGGAGUAUGUGGCAGGCCAAAGAUGAGGACCAUCGUCGAUUUGCACUUAAUGGUACGAAUAGGCUGUCUAAUCCGCCGGAUGCGCCGCUUGUCACGGUCGAUAUGGAGAUGGAAUUUGGUAUCCUCGAUCAGCCUCGAUCGGUCGGCGAUGUUAUGGAUCCAACUAGAUACUAUUGUUAUUCGUACACCUGA
Molecule: messenger RNA, 1104 nt
Organism: Penicillium verrucosum
Lineage: Eukaryota; Fungi; Ascomycota; Eurotiomycetes; Eurotiales; Aspergillaceae
Product: tyrosinase family protein
Exons: 4
Coding region: 1-1104 (367 amino acids)
Molecular function (GO): oxidoreductase activity
Source: RefSeq, a predicted model, not a curated record